This is a messenger RNA of Limulus polyphemus (Atlantic horseshoe crab), 3672 nucleotides long. RefSeq names its product transcription factor E2F8-like. The record is from RefSeq and is a predicted model, not a curated record. Gene Ontology annotation, molecular function: RNA polymerase II cis-regulatory region sequence-specific DNA binding; DNA-binding transcription factor activity, RNA polymerase II-specific. The transcript is spliced from 11 exons. The coding region runs from base 138 to 2240 and encodes 700 amino acids. Lineage: Eukaryota; Metazoa; Arthropoda; Merostomata; Xiphosura; Limulidae. Gene Ontology annotation, biological process: regulation of transcription by RNA polymerase II. Gene Ontology annotation, cellular component: RNA polymerase II transcription regulator complex.
AUCGAACUACUGACGCGACGCCCGAGAAUGGAGUGUGUGACGUGUCCAAGAAAACAAUAACUGAAUAAGCUAAAUCUGAAACUUAGUAUAGCUAAGCUUUUAAUUUGUGUUUGGUAUUCUCUAUUUUCAUUUUCACGAUGUCAGAAAAAGUGAAUGUUGAAGGACUUGUUAGUAUUGUCAGUGAUGAUUCAAUCAAAUCCUUGUUGUCUUUACCUUUGAAACGUUCCUCAGAAAAGCAAAAUCCUGAAUCAACAGAAAAUAAGCUACAAAGGUGUAAUGAUUCAGCAUGUAUUAGGAAAAGUGUACUGAAAGAAAACAUUCAAAAUGUGUCUCCAGUGAUAUCCAAAGAUUCUCUUCUGAACAGUGAAGUGUUUAAAUAUCCAUUGCGAGAAAUAACCAAUGUUUCACAAUCAUCCUGUCACAAUGAACUGUUAUCCAGUAAUGGUAAAAAUCACCAAAAUUUGCUCAACCAAGAUAAUGAGCACCAGACUCCAAGAACAAAUGAACCUGAAAGUGAAGAACUUGGAUCUCCAAGUUCCAUUUUUUGUAUGUUUGCUUCAUUGGCUGCAAGUCGAGCAGUGAAUGUAAACAGCCUUGAGGAAAACUUGGAACAAUCAAAACAAGAUGCUGCUGCUUGUACUGAAAAUAAUGAGAACAAUGAAGCAGAGAGUCUUGACAGCAAAAAAACAGGAAAUCGUAAAGAAAAAUCUUUGGGCUUGUUGUGUCAGAGAUUUUUAAUGCUGUUUCCAGAAAACCCAGAUUCCUCAAAAGAAACUAUUUUCUGUCUUGAUGAUGUUGCAGAAGCAUUAGGAGUUGAAAGGAGGAGGAUUUAUGAUAUUGUCAAUGUACUAGAAAGCAUAAAAAUGAUGACAAAAGUAGCCAAAAACCGAUACCAGUGGUUUGGUAAAACCUGUCUGAAGUCCACUCUAGGCAUGUUGAAGAAAAAAGCUGAGCAAGAGAAAUUAGCAGAACGAAUUGGCCUAGUUCGAGACAUGGAAAUGAAACAACUUUUGGUGGAUUGUUCAUUAUUAAAAACUGAACUGACUGAUGCAAUGGAUAAAACAGAUUCUAUAGAACGUGUAGAAGAAAGUACUUCUGUGUUGCGUAGGGAGAAAUCCUUGGGUGUAAUGAGUCAACGAUUUUUGAUGGUCUUCCUUGCCUCUUCUCCCAGAUUUGUUGAUUUAGACAUUGCAGCUAGAGUCUUGAUUGGCAAUCCUAAGGUGAAAGUAAAGGAAUCAGCAAAGUUUAAAACUAAAGUUAGGCGACUGUAUGAUAUUGCUAAUAUUCUGAGCAGCUUAGGCCUUAUUAAGAAAAUGGAAUCAACUAAGUCAAAAGGAAGGAAGAGAGUUUAUCAGUAUAUAGGACCAGAACCAGAAGCUUGUCUUGGGUCUGAAGUACCUAUGAGGUCUAGUCUUCCACGUACAAAGAGUGACAGUGUAAGUUUUUAUAAACCAAAGAAAGAGCCUUCAUAUGUCCCCCAUUCUCUGGUUCGGCAUGCCUCAUUGCAGGAUAUAUGUGAAGUGGCUGAGAUUGAGAGACAAAAACUAUACUCUUCACUGCCUUCUACACCUUCAAAUGGAUCUUUAGACUCUUUCUCCUUCUCUCUUUCAAAUGAUGGAUUUGAGUUUUCCUCUGAACACUCAGAAAGUGGAACAGAAGCUACAAGCUACAAUUUAACAGAAGUUUCUGAGAAACCAGGCACCGAUUGCAAAACCCAAGUAUUGUCAACCAGAGAAGUCCAAUCUUCUUUAACGUGUAGUGAGGUAAACAAGGUUUCUGAAGUAUGUAAUUCCAAGAAACAAGAUCAAAUAGUUCUUCUGACACCUGUGCAGUGGGAUUCUAUUUUGAGAAUUUUUAAUGACCCCCAAAGCUCACAACAGAUAGCUUAUAUUCGAGUAGCUGGAAAUUCUCAAACAUCAAGAGGAACUGUAAAAUUAAAAGUCAUAACAUCUUCAAGCUCUACUGCAGUUUCAUCGCCAUCUUCAGCAGAACACUGUGGGAAGGUGCCUAUGGUACAAGAAAAGGCAUUCGUCUCUCAGUCAAGUAAUAAAUCAUGUGUAUCCGACUAUUCUCAACCAUUUCCAGCUCAAACUUCAGGUGUAAUUGAGAUAACUUCUCAGAAUUUAUCACAAGCUGCAAGCAAUCACACAGGUGCACCAACUGUUCUUUUAAGCCAAACACAGAUGAGUUCAAAGAUGAAUGAGUCAUCAAUGUUGAACACUCCUUCGAACAACAGUUAAGUGCAAUAUCUACCCCCCCCCAUUAAUGUGUAAAGUUUUAGUUAAUGUGUUUGUGAAAGUGCAUUUCCCAUAGUCACUUUAAAGUUUUUAAAAUCUGUUUUAACAUUAGUCAUACAUUCCCUCAUCCACUUUGUGAACUUUUUUAGGGUUAGACAAAUUUCAACUUAUAUUUUCCUCCAUAGAUCUCUUGAGAAUUUUGGGUUAAUAUAAAAUAUUUUUAUAUAGUUUACCUGUAGAUUAGGAUAGUUUAUUGCUGUUAAUGGGUUUGUAACAAGGCUACUUGAAAUACCAACAUGUAUUUUGAUGCUUUUUAACACUACUUAUUAAGUCACAGAUUAGCUAAUACCCUCUUCCUAUUUGAUUGACAUGGAUUCUUCAUAACUUGAAAAUGUUACAGUAAACUCUUUAAUUAUUGGCAAACAUUACAACUUUUAGAAACUUGUACUGCCUGUUACAGUGACAGAAAUGAAAUACCAUUGUUUUAUGUAUUUUAUUUUUUCAACUUUUAAUUCAACUCCCAGACUAUAUCUUUAAUACACACACAAGGUAUGACUGAGGUGAUUUUUGUUUUUAAAAUGUAUUUUUUUUACAUGUCUUUAGAUCUAUAUGAAAGUACAACGUAGGAUUUCGUUAGGUUUUGAGAAUAUUGUAUCUUCACAUUCAUGCUUUUGUGUUUAUGACAUCUGGUAAGGAUAGUUGAGGAAAUUAAUUCAAAGUAUCUACAGAUAGAAAACAUGCAAUAAAUUUACUUUCCUUUAUUGUGAACAUUUUCAUUGUAAGAGAGAAAAUGUAUAGUGAAAUGAACAACAUCAAAUCACUGAAAAUAGCUGUUGUAGGAUGAUAAUACACCUUUAAUACCAAAGUAUAAUGAAGUAACAGGAAACCCUGCCCAACAUAGCAAGAGGUUAAAAGGUGUAAAAAUGAUGUGUGAGAUUUUCAAAAAUAUCAUGACUGGCAUUGCCACAUUAGAUAUGUGAUAAAUUUCUAUGGUUUACAUUACUUUUGGUCCACCUUACUUUGAUUUACUAUUCAGUAUAAAUCAAUGUUAGUUUGAUUCAUAUGUCUUCAUAGAACAACUACAUAAAUACAUCAUAUAUAUAUAUAAGCUCUAAAAAGUCUAAGUCCAUUUUAAGAAGAAAAAAAACUCAUCUGUAUAAUGAAUCAUAUUUUCUAAAUUUUGCAUUCCUAGUCAGUUAAAUUUUUUCAAGGCUAUCCAUUUUCAAACAAAAAGUAGCCAAAAGUUAAUUACAAAUCUAGUACUUAAAAUAUAUUGUUUAUACGAACAUUUAUAAUUUUAAGUAAGUGCAUGUCAUCAGUAUUACACAUCUAACAACAUACAUAUGACCCCUGUUUUUUAAUGAAUCCUAACACAUUCAUCAGUUUCUAAUGAACAUUACACUUGGUGGAAAUUCUCAGUACUGUUUUAAGAAGU